GCGUCCACUGCAGCCUGUGAGUUAGAUUGAAUGAUUGAGUAAUUGGCAGCACCUGGCUGAGCUUUACUCCUCACUGCACACACACACACACUCACACACACACAGGGACACUUGCUGUUUUAACACAGAAAACAACUUUUACUUUUAACAUGCUUGAAUCAAAAUGCCCGCCUUUGCUUUUAUUGUUUACCACAUUGCUGAUGGUGAGCUGUAACAGUACUGAACAUGCUGCUGAACAAGAUGGUGAAAAUGCAGUAGCAGGCGACUUGAUGAAGUUUAAAAUUACCAACUCGACUCACUUUUCCUAUGGAUUAGCUGCAAAUGUGGUUGCUGUGCUAUUGUACGGAAGCAAUUAUGUUCCUCUGAAAAGAAUAGAGACUGGAGAUGGUAUGUUUUUUCAGUGGGUGUACUGUUCAGCGAUCUGGGCUGUAUCCAUUGUUGGAGACAUAAUGCUUGACUCGCCCAAAUUCCAUCCUUUUGCAAUGCUUGGAGGUAUCCUCUGGGUUACAGGCAAUAUAACAGUUGUUCCAAUUGUGAAAACGAUUGGCCUCGGCCUUGGGACUUUGAUUUGGGGCUCUUGCAGUUUGUUGAUGGGCUGGGGCACUUCACGGUUUGGCUUGUUUGGGAUUACUCCACAGGAUGUUUCCAGGCCAAUAUUAAAUUAUUGUGGAGCUGGGAUGUGUCUUCUCAGUGGCCUUAUCUUUUUCUGUGUGAAAACAAAUGUGGAAUUGCAUCCAAUCACUGAAUCCAUUCCAUUACUUCUUGACAGGAGAAUAAAUUCGAGCAGUUAUUGUCCGAAUUCCUCCACGUUCUGGAUAGACCUCAUCGGAACAAAGACCAGGCGUUUCAUAGGCUUCUUGCUGGCUGUUGUGGCGGGCCUGCUGUACGGGUCCUUCUAUUCUCCCAUCCUCUACAUCCAGAACCAUUCAUCAUGCCGGGACAGCAUGUUCCACGGAGCCAGUGUCUAUGACCUCGACUAUAUGCACUCGGUGAGCUCUGGUAUUUUUGCUACAAGCACAGUGUACUUUGCCAUCUACUGUGCUGCCAUGAAAAACCGGCCCAGAGUCUACUCCAGAGUCAUUCUGCCAGGUCUUUUGUGUGGAAUAAUGUGGGCUUUGGCCACAUACUGCUGGUUCCUAGCCAAUAACUACCUGAGUGCUGUCAUUACCUAUCCUAUUGUCACCGCAGGAUGCGGUCUGGUUGCAGCUCUUUGGGGAUCCUUGGUGUUCAAAGAGAUUAGGGGAUUAGUCAAUUCUUUAAUCUUCUCCUUGGCAUCCUGUGUCGUGCUGACCGGCUCCUUGCUGACCGCCAUCUCAAAGAUCUAAUAAAGCAGAAGACUGUCAUGUGAAAACAGCAAGACAUGGUCAUAUUCAUUAGGUAAACAUAUUCAAAGAAUGUGCUUGGUUUUCUAAAGCCGUUUGAAAUGCCAUUAAAUGACUCUUAAAAAACAAAA
Molecule: messenger RNA, 1453 nt
Organism: Eleginops maclovinus (Patagonian blennie)
Lineage: Eukaryota; Metazoa; Chordata; Actinopteri; Perciformes; Eleginopidae
Gene: tmem144b
Product: transmembrane protein 144b
Exons: 12
Coding region: 150-1325 (391 amino acids)
Biological process (GO): carbohydrate transmembrane transport
Cellular component (GO): membrane
Molecular function (GO): carbohydrate transmembrane transporter activity
Source: RefSeq, a predicted model, not a curated record